GUUUAACUUACGUCCUUCAUUAUCGUUUACUUUUAUUUCAUCUUUUAGUUCUUCCGGUUCCUUUAUGCGUUAUCUUCUCAGUCUUAUCUACACAGUAAUCUCCGUCAAGUCUACCUGAGGAAUCUCCUAAGACUUAUGAGACGGCCCUCGGACAGUAUGGCCGACGAUGGGACGGCAACACCAACCAAAAAUCAAACGACUGAAACGGAAACGAAGCCACCGCAACGAACGCCAGCCAUUUCCGAUUAUCUAAGAAUCUUUACCUACGCAACAAAAUGGGAUUUUUGUGUAUACGCUAUAGCUGCUGUAGCAUCUAUCGGUGCUGGUGUUGCCAUGCCGCUCAUGAAUAUCAUCUUUGGUCAACUCGUAGGACAAUUUACCAAUUACUUCAAAGAUGCGACCACUAUAUCCCGCGGCGAAUUUGACCAAAUCCUUAGCCGACAGUCCUUAUACAUCAUGGGUCUAUUCCUCGCUCGUUGGGGUCUAACCUCUAUCAAUAAGUUUUGUUUCAGAAUGAUCGGUAUUCGUAUGUCGUCGGCUAUCCGUCGCCAUUACCUACAAUCCCUACUCGCGCAAUCAAUCCACGCAAUAGACACCAUGCCUACUGGUGCACCAGCGACAGCUAUUACAGCAACGUCAGCAACUUUACAGAUUGGCAUCUCCGAACGUUUAGGUACCUUCCUCCAAUUUACUGCCACCAUCUUCGGAGCGAUAAUUGUUGCCUUUAUUUGGAGUUGGGAUCUUACGUUAGUGACAUCCUCGUUAAUGCUUUAUAUCUUGGUCGUCUUAUCUUUCGCUGUACCUUUAAUCGUCAAAGGUCAAACCGAAACUAUUCAAGCGGAUACCCAAGGAACAGCUAUCGCAAGCGAAGCAUUGCAAGGUAUUCGGCUGGUCAUGGCAUGUGGUGCUCAAAGUCGAAUCAUCUCUCGUUAUGAAAAAUGGGUGCAGGAGGCUCUUAAAAAAGCUCAAAAAAUACCUCCAGUUGUUGGGAUUCAAUUAUGCUGCGUAUUUUUCGGUAUUUUUGGGGCGUUCGGUCUGGCCUUUUGGUAUGGUGCACGGCGAUACAGUGUCGGUGCGAUUGAUAACGCCGGUGUGGUCAUCGUAGUACUCAUGUCGGUCAUGAUGAUUCUCACCUCUGUGGAGCGAAUAUCGACGCCACUUAUAGCAGUUAGUAAAGCCAUGGUUGCUGCAUGCGAAUUAUUCACCGUUAUCGAUGCUCCUCUGCCUUCAUCCGGUUCUCUUAAGCCAGACAUUACUGGCGAGGACUUGGUUUUCACCGACGUAUCCUUCUCAUAUCCUAGUCGCCCUGGUGUCAAGGUUCUAGACAUGCUGAGUUUUCGCAUUCGGCACGGUCAGAAUACUGCUCUCGUGGGUCCCUCAGGUUCCGGGAAGAGUACUAUCGUUGCCUUGCUAGAGCGGUGGUACACUCUUAACGCUAUUAAACCAUCGGACGAGUCAAAUGAUGAAAAAACGGACCAACCCGAGGAGUCUGAAGUGCCCGUUGAACCCGAGUCAACCGGGUCGAUCACGGUAGGCAAUCACAACUUACAAGACAUUGAUUUGUAUUGGUGGAGAACGCAAAUCGGUCUUGUCCAGCAAGAACCAUUUCUCUUCAACGAUACUAUAUUCGGUAAUGUGGCGAAUGGCCUCAUCGGAACUGAAUUUGCAGAAGAAUCCGAAGAGCGAAAACGAGACCUAGUCCAAGAGGCAUGUCAAGAAGCCUACGCCCAUGAAUUUAUCGACCUUUUACCAGAAAAGUACGACACAAAAGUGGGUGACGGAGGGAUGAAACUCUCAGGUGGUCAAAAACAACGUAUUGCCAUCGCCAGAAGUAUCAUCAAAAAGCCACGUAUCCUUAUUCUCGAUGAAGCAACAUCCGCAAUUGACGUACGAGGUGAACGUAUUGUACAAGAUGCUCUGGAUAGAGUUUCGCAAGGUCGAACAACAAUCACCAUUGCGCAUCGACUCUCUACUAUCAAAAAGGCCGAUCAUAUUGUCGUAUUACAAAAAGGGCGAGCGGUGGAAGAAGGAACCCACACAAGCCUCCUUGCCAACGAAAAUGGAGUCUACAGUGGUUUAGUGAAAGCUCAAUCACUUCAACUAGCCAACGACGAAGAGCAGCCAGAUGCAUUACCACAGACAUAUGACACCAAGUCCGAAAAGGCCGCCAGCGAGUCUAAUGACGCGGCGACUCAUAUCGAAGUGACCCUUCAAACCACAGCUAAAAAUCCCCGAAGUUUAGUUCGCGCCUUCUCGAAACUUCUAUACGAUCAACGAGUAUAUGUGUCAUUGUAUUUAGGCGCUCUUGCUUCAUCUAUGUCGACUGCGGCCGGUACACCGAUUCAAGCUUGGCUAUUCGCCAAAGUUAUUGGCGUAUUCCUACUUCAAGGGGACGAACUUAAGAAACAAUCCAACUUUUGGGGGUUAAUGUGGUUUGCCUUAGCUGGUGGCGUUGGUCUUUCGUACUUGGCAUUAGGAUGGUUCAGUCUGAGAGCUCAAUACUUUGUUAGCGCAGCGUAUAAGAUGCGAUAUCUAACUGACAUGCUGUAUCAAAAGCCUAGCUUUUUUGACGAGGAUAGUCACUCCCACGGUACAUUAACCUCCCAAAUCGCUGGGGACGCCAAACAGCUAGAAGAUUUAUUUGGCGUUAAUAUGGUAUCGUGGCUCGCUGGCGUUUGGACGGUCGUCGGAUGUAUCAUCAUCUCACUCAUCUUCGGAUGGAAGCUUGGCUUAGUCGCAACAUUCGUCACCAUGCCAAUUAUGCUAGCAUCUGGCUUUUGGAAAUUUAGACAUGAAGUACAGUUCGAUCAAAUGAAUUCGGCCGUGUUUUUGGAAAGUUCGCAAUUUGCUACCGAAGCUAUCAAUGCAAUCCGAACAGUAUCUUCUCUCACAAUGGAAUCCACGAUCAAUAAUCGAUAUCAAAAGCUUCUCCAAGGACAUGUUCAGAAGGCUAGGCGCAAGGCUCAAUGGACAGCAGCACUUUACGGGUUUGCGGAAAGUGCUAGCCUAGGUUGCCAAGCGUUGGUCUUCUAUUAUGGGGGUAGACUCUUGUCGACUGGAGAAUAUAGCUUGGAAGCCUUCUUUGUCUGUUUCAUGGCUAUUAUACAAGGUGCAGAAGGCGCGGCGACCGUGUUAGCGAACGCUCCCAGUGCUGCACAAGCUGCGAUGGCCGCGAAUAGAAUAUUCGAUAUGGAAGAGUCCGCUAAUAUAGAUGAAGGCGAGACAGAGAAAAGCGUAAUUAUACCCGAAUCGGACGAUGGUAUUCGAAUCGAGUUUCGCGAUGUUCAUUUCAAAUAUCCGACGCGCGACGUCUCGGUCUUUGAAGGGUUAAACCUGAGAAUUGAAAAGGGUCAAUAUGCAGCUCUCGUUGGUCCAUCUGGUUCGGGAAAAUCAACAAUCAUCUCACUAUUAGAAAGAUUUUACGACCUAGAAUCCAACCAAGGCGCAAUCCUCUGCAAUGACACCAACGUAAAUGACCUCGGGGUCUAUGGUUAUAGGCAAAAUCUAUCGCUUGUAGCACAGGAACCAACCAUGUUUCGGGGAACCGUGCGCGAUAACAUUCUUUUCGGUGUUACAGAUCCAAGCUCUAUAUCGGAAGAAAGAAUCCAUGAAGUAUGUCGCGAUGCAUUCAUUCAUGAAUUUAUCAUGUCUUUGCCCGAAGGUUAUGAUACCGACAUCGGCCAGAAAGAAAUAUCCGGAGGACAGAAGCAAAGAAUUGCGAUCGCGCGUGCCUUAAUUCGAAACCCUAAGAUUCUUCUUUUAGAUGAAGCAACAUCAGCACUGGAUUCGGAAUCGGAGAAGAUUGUUCAGGCUGCAUUAGAGAAAGCACGUACCGGACGUACUAUGGUUGCUGUAGCUCAUCGGCUUUCAACUAUUCAAACCGCCGAUAUAAUUUUCGUUUUAGAACAUGGAAAGGUUGUCGAGAAAGGAACCCAUAGCGAAUUGGUUAAGCAACAAGGUGUAUAUUGGGAGAUGUGUCAGAGCCAAGCCUUAGACCAAUAGAAUAGUAUGUUAGAGACGAACCAUAAGGUAGAGGUAGAGGGUAUACAUCGGAUCGGCUCUUGGGCGUCUCUGGAUUGGCUAGGAUGACGAUACAUUAUAGUUGCUUGAUUUCGCCGUUGAUAUCGUAGACUUGUAAUAUGAACUAGACUCAUUAAUGUAUUUUCUUUUGAGCACAAGAUUAAACGUACCAAUUCAAGAAAUGCCGCGAAUU
This is a messenger RNA of Hypoxylon trugodes, 4213 nucleotides long. Its product is annotated as P-loop containing nucleoside triphosphate hydrolase protein. The transcript is spliced from 3 exons. The record is from RefSeq and is a predicted model, not a curated record. Gene Ontology annotation, biological process: transmembrane transport. The coding region runs from base 136 to 4002 and encodes 1288 amino acids. NCBI's taxonomy places the organism in Eukaryota, Fungi, Ascomycota, Sordariomycetes, Xylariales, Hypoxylaceae. Gene Ontology annotation, molecular function: ABC-type oligopeptide transporter activity; ATP hydrolysis activity; ATP binding. Gene Ontology annotation, cellular component: membrane.